This is a messenger RNA of Hippocampus zosterae (dwarf seahorse), 1661 nucleotides long. It is a transcript of the gene bysl, whose product is annotated as bystin-like. The transcript is spliced from 7 exons. The record is from RefSeq and is a predicted model, not a curated record. NCBI's taxonomy places the organism in Eukaryota, Metazoa, Chordata, Actinopteri, Syngnathiformes, Syngnathidae. Bases 135 to 1445 code for a protein of 436 amino acids. Gene Ontology annotation, biological process: rRNA processing. Gene Ontology annotation, molecular function: snoRNA binding. Gene Ontology annotation, cellular component: cytoplasm; preribosome, small subunit precursor; nucleolus.
GACGACUUCCUUUCUGAGAUAUUGGCACGUGUUUGGCUAACUUCUGUUUACACCGUUAAAACGAUUUGAACGUGAGUUAUCAUACGUGGACGAAUUUAUGAACGUUUUUAUUACAGACUAAACAAACCGCAACCAUGCCGAAAGCGAAAAAAUCUAAAGGAGGAGGUGACAAGCGAGGGCAGUCUGACACUCUGGUUGACCAGAUGCUACAGGGCGACACCGUUCGAAGCAAAGGCCGAGUGAAGCUUCGGGACGAUCGGAUUGAGGGCGAAGACAAUUACGUGAACGAACGUCUGUCCAAGAAGAUCUUGCAACAAGCCAGAAUUCAACAAGAGGAACUCCAGAGCGAAUAUGGCCUGGUGCCAAAGAAGAAAGCACCCGUCACUUUUCUUGGUCCCUCAUCUCGGGAUGCAGAUUCAGAUGAGGAGUGGCCAGCGCUGGGAGCAACCGUUGGUAGCGGUGACACCAACGCUGUGUGUGAUACCGAAGUUGUGGUUGAUGCAGAUGACGAGAAAGCCAUUGAGAUGUUCAUGAAUAAGAACCCCCCAAUGAGGAGAACCUUAGCAGACAUUAUAAUGGAGAAGAUAACAGAAAAACAGACAGAAGUAGGAACAGUCAUGUCAGAAGUAUCUGGCUGUCCGAUGCAACAACUUGACCCCAGGAUAGUAGAAGUGUAUAGAGGUGUCAAUAAGGUCCUGUCAAAAUAUCGCAGUGGAAAGUUGCCAAAGGCCUUUAAAAUAAUACCGGCUCUUUCAAACUGGGAGCAGGUCCUCUAUUUGACUGAGCCCGAGACCUGGACGGCAGCUGCCAUGUAUCAAGCGACAAGAAUCUUCUCCUCCAAUCUGAAAGAGCGAAUGGCCCAGAGAUUUUACAACUUGGUGUUGUUGCCCAGAGUUCGGGAUGAUAUUGUUGAGUACAAGAAACUCAAUUUUCAUCUUUAUAGUGCUCUGAAGAAGGCUUUGUUCAAACCAGGGGCCUGGUUUAAAGGUAUACUGAUACCCCUGUGUGAAUCUGGGACAUGCACUCUCAGAGAGGCAAUCAUCAUCGGAAGCAUCUUAACGAAGUGUUCUAUCCCUGUGCUCCAUGCCAGCGCUACAAUGCUCAAAUUGGCAGAAAUGGAGUACAACGGUGCCAACAGCAUUUUCCUGCGUCUGUUGCUCGACAAGAAAUACGCCCUGCCUUUCCGUGUGCUCGAUGCCUUGGUGGCUCACUUCCUAUCUUUCCGCACCGAACAGCGAGUACUUCCUGUGCUCUGGCACCAGAGUUUCCUCACACUAGCGCAGCGAUACAAGGCUGACCUUGCCUCCGAACAGAAGACGGCGCUGCUAGAGCUGCUCAAGAUACAAACCCACCCUCAGAUCUCUGCAGAGAUUCGCAGAGAACUACAGAACUCGGAGUCACGGGAUAUUGAAAUCGGGAUCCCCGCAAAUAUUGACAUGGACUGAGAAUUUGUUCAGCUCCCUAGCCUCCUCCUAUGAAAAAUCAGUUGAAUACUGUACAUCGGACAGAGUUGAAAAAGCACAUCAGUGUUCACAUGUGUUCUCAAACAUAAGGUUUUUCUCUGAAUUGCAGUUCACGCACAGAAAUGCUUUGUAUGUGUUUGAUGAUGACUACAAUUCAAAGCAGCAAUUUGUAUUAAAAGCAAACGGAAUCCUUAACAA